CAAACCCCGGCUGUUCCCAGACACGAUGCUCCGGUUCCUCUCCCUCCUGUGUGCUGUUGCACUGUGUGCCGCGCACUCCUAUUACAUUUCCGAGAUUCCCAACGGCGACAAACUGCCUAAUCCGUGCGGCACCGGCACUUGGCCUGGUGUUGGUCACUGGAACCUCAACGGCGGUGGACCCCAGAACCCCUUCGGGGAGGCGUUCGCGGCGGCGGGUCACAAAUGGACAGUAUCCCUGUGCCAGGCUGACUCGGACAAUGAUGGUUUCUCCAAUGGCAAAGAGGUUGGUGACCUCAGCUGUAAGUGGACCAAGGACAAACCAGUACCACUGUCCGCACCCAUUGGACAGCCAGGUAUUUGUGAGCCGGUGAACAGUACCAAGUGCUCCAAACAGAGCUUUUCCUGUCCAUGAUUCCUCCCUCCCCCCCCCCCCCCCAAUACACACACUUUCCGAGACAAGCCUCGUUUUUCCGAGACCAAGUCAUUCAGUUCAUUAUUCAUUAAAAAGCCCAGUAAUAAAUCACACUUUAUUAAC
This is a messenger RNA of Aplysia californica (California sea hare), 535 nucleotides long. RefSeq names its product temptin-like. The record is from RefSeq and is a predicted model, not a curated record. The transcript has 3 exons. The coding region runs from base 26 to 412 and encodes 128 amino acids. Lineage: Eukaryota; Metazoa; Mollusca; Gastropoda; Aplysiida; Aplysiidae.